Messenger RNA from Malurus melanocephalus (red-backed fairy wren), 5385 nucleotides. It is a transcript of the gene GSTCD, whose product is annotated as glutathione S-transferase C-terminal domain containing. The coding region runs from base 2277 to 4160 and encodes 627 amino acids. The transcript has 12 exons. Lineage: Eukaryota; Metazoa; Chordata; Aves; Passeriformes; Maluridae. The record is from RefSeq and is a predicted model, not a curated record.
CGGCUCUGUGAGGGAGUUGUGGCUCGGCGAUGUCGCUCUCUGCAGAAGCCGAGCUCAGGACUACGCUGCCGUCCCGACUCCUGGGUCUGCCCCUCAUGGCCCGGGUUUGUCUCUCAUGGUCUGCCCGUGUUCUGCUCUCCAGAACCGUCCACAAUUUUCACUUUAUGGCCUCCUYCUGAAGUUCGGGUCCGAAGCUCUUCUGUGCUUCCCUCAGGGCUCCCUCGGGGGUGCAGGGGUGGCCCUGAACWCAUCCGGCAAAUGGAUCGUCUGGAUAGAACUAUAACUUAAUUAUUUCAAGUUUUGUGCCUUAAAGCACAAMUAUUACUUUGCACUAAGUUGAAUAUUUGCUGCGUCUUUAAAUGACUUUUUAUUAAGCACUUCUCAAAUAUUAACGCGUCUGUUUAACGAGAAGUUCCGUUUUACCAUGUAGUAAUCAACAAAUGAAUGAGAUCUUUUUCAGAGACUAAAAGGAAGAAGAUGUUUAUGUAUUUAUUGAUUUGUCUUUAAUUUUUUAUGGGAAAUACUUGAAAGCAGCGGUUUUCUUUAUUGYAUUGUUAACAGGGCAGCUGAGUGAAAUUAAUUUAAAUGUUGUUUGGUGCAUGUUGAAACAGAAGAGAAAAUGGUAAAAAACCAGCACAGCUAGUGGAAGUUAUACUUACAUAAUGAGSUAGUGAAAGUUAUAUAGUGUUUAAUUUUUAGGUAACCAAGGUGUGUUUUGUACCAAGGCUAGGCAGCAUUGUUUGUCUUAGUCUUUUAAGUUACGGUGCAAGUCCUUCCCUCUCAAGCUGUGGCUGCUGUAAAUAAGGCAAAUAGAAUAAAAAUCCUUCUCUUCCCACAGAAUUUAUUGUCUCAUUAGAGAAAAAAGUGCUGGGAAUAAUACAGUGAGCAAAUCGUGCAAUGUCUUCUUAGGUUUGGUUAGUUCUGUACUGCAUGUUUUAUUUUGUUGUGUAUGUCUGUGUCUGUUUUUGCCUUAGUAAGCUGCCAAGGGAUUAAUGAACAUACUUAAUGGACAGGUAGUAGUUACGUGAAAAUAUUUAAAUGAAAAUGGGUAACCAGGUAGGCUGUUAAGUCUUUGAACUGAAAAUCCGUGCAUAAAUCCACAGGGAAUAUAGACUCUGCAGAGCCAAAGCAGUGUGGAAUACUACCUGUCUUGGAAACARAAAAUAUAGGAARCAAAUUUAUAAAUGUSAGUGCUUAGAGGCAAGAUGUUGGGRGGAAUUCUCUGAAAUAAAAGAUGGGAGAGGGGUGGGGUAUGGCAGUGUAAGGCUCAGUUGAAGUGAUGAUUCAAGAAGGCCUUAUUUUCUCACAGGAGACAAUGAGGAGCCACAGGUAAAGUCACUUACAGAUGGAACUCCUGGACAGGUUAAUUUAGUUUCUGUGAGAGACUGGAGAAUAAAAUUAUCCUGGUUGUUGUAUUCGUUGUCAUAGACUGACGUAAAAAACCCUCAAAAUCUCACAACCAACCAAACAACAAAGCCCUUAAGGAAAAUGUUCAAUUUUCUGGCUUGCCCUAGGACUGGCUUCCAAUGUGGUACCGAAUUAAAAAUUCUCUUUCUGCUUUUGUUUUUUCACAUGUAUAACAGGAACACAAGAAACCUUGCAAGGCUCUUUGAGAGGAAAGUCUGUGAGAUGUUCAGUUAUUGUGAUGGAUAAACAAAGAAGUUUUUGCAAUAAUUUGCAAUUCAAAUAAUUGAAUGCUUUGAUAUUCUAAUGACUUACAUAAUGAGUUUCAGUCAUUACAGAAGCCCAUUUUGUUAAAAUUACUUCUAAGGAGUUUUUUUAAAUAAUUGGUAAGAAUAGGUUGGAAAGUACAGACUAAUAUACUUUGGAAGUAGAAACCUCGUCAGAAUUUACCAAAAUAUUUACAGUUCUAUACAGCGUGAUUAUGACCAGAAUAGAUGAUUGCAUCCAGGAAGGUCAACCAGAAGAAAAAAUUGAGUGUUGAAGUGAUUGGUAASGUCAAUGUGUAUGUUUGAGUUGCCAGGAAAAGAUGGACUUGUGAGCUGAGUUUGCAUGGAAAACAAAAAUAAUAGCCCAAAUGCAUAUAAGGGUACUGUUUAAUAUUGAAAGAGCUGCUAUCAUUGAGAGUAAGAGUUUAAAUGCUGGUAACUAUGGUAAGAGUAACUCUUCUUGAUUUACCUCUUUGGCAGUGCCUUCACUGUAUGAUUUCUACCACAGAGCUGUACUUAGGAUAUUGAGCCUGUCUCAACUUCCAUGCUGUCAAGGUUUAUCCAAAUAAAAUAUCUUCUGAUAAAGAGCUUCAUCUUAGGAAGAAGAUGAAAGAUAGUGUCACUGAAGAACAUUUAUAUUUGGCUUUUUCUCAUCAGUACGGAGAUAGUAUCUUUCCUCUUCAUACAUCUAUCUCACUGUUUUUGCUAUCGUACUGUGACUGCAAAUUAUUUAAAGUUUUCUUAGUGCCRACUGGCGAAGAUGUGGGUGAUCAGUGUGUGACAAAAAACCUCGCUGGUGAUCUUGAGGUYCAUUUAAUCUCCAAGUGUCAGCUUCCAUUGGUUGUGCAGAGCUGCAGUUUACCUGCUGUUGUUGUGAAAGAUGACAGAUUCUGCCGAGCUGGGCUUUCCGUGGUCUUAAGACAUAUAAUACAGAAAACAUUUGAGGCAGAUCCAUCUAAAAAGGAUGUUUUGGAGCUCUUGGGCUUUAAGAAGACCUGCUUAAAAGCCUGUGCUGAAGUUAGCCAGUGGACCAGACUCUGUGAGAUCAGCAUACCUCUUGCUGUUGAAAGAUUUUUGACAGCCUCGCCUGAGCACUGCCAGGCUAUUCCUCCUGACAUUUUACUGUUUGAAAGGAAGCUUGGAGAACCUGUCCGAGUACAUAAUGAUGACAAAAUUCGAAGGCAAAAACUUCAACAACAGAAGGCAGGUGCCAAGGCUGCRGUGCCUGUGCUUGGUGAAGAAGAAGCAGAAGAAUCAAAAACGGGGRAAGUCCAUGAACAUCCACCCUCAAGUUUGGAACUGAGUGUAGCUUUCUCUAAGCUACUUGCCCAGGAAGCAUCAGAUGCAGUCAACAGGGAGGCCCCUCACAUCAGGAGAACUAAAACSUCUGACCUUCCGCUCUUGGACCACGUUUUUGCAGAAGGGCUUUAUUUUACUGUGGCAGAUCUGGUGCUUUUGCCAUGCAUCCAUCAGUUCUUGGUUUCCAGCAAGAAACAGGGCAAAAAUCUGGUAAACUUGCCAUUGAUAUCCAGCUGGUAUCGAAGAGUUCAAGAAGUACCUGGAGUAAAGAAAGCUGCUGGCAAAUGCAACAUGGAGCUUCUCCAGCUUCCAGAGUUGAUGCCUGCUCCAGAGGAGCAGCAACAGGACUCCUCUUUGGUUCCUGAUGAGUUAGAAGAGGAUAAUGAAGACAGUCAUUUUAUAGGUGGUCCGAGGCCAACUAUGACUAAGUUAAUGGAAAAUGGAAUUGAAGCAAAGUUUUCUCCUCAUCCAUGCCCCAACUGGACCCUAGACUGGACCAGUCUUCCACCUGCAGUCAGUCCUGGGGAAGGAAAGAUGUCUAGAGACCGGGCUCUAAGGAAGCAGCAGCAACUGAAUAAUUUGGUAGCAGCAGUGAUGAAACUUGCAAAGCCUGGAGAUGUGAUUGUGGACUUUUGCAGUGGAGGGGGCCAUGUUGGAAUUGUUCUUGCUUAUAUGAUGCCAUCAUGUCAGGUGGUACUCAUAGAAAAUAAGGAGCUGUCHCUGAUCCGUGCUAAAGACAGAAGUGAUGAACUGGGUUUAAGCAACAUUUGGUUCAUUCAAGCAAAUUUGGACUAUUUUAAUGGGACUUUUAACAUUGGGGUGGCUCUGCAUGCCUGUGGUGUGGCCACAGACAUGGUGAUUGAACACUGCCUUAGGGCAGGGGCAGCCUUUGUCAUCUCCCCCUGCUGCUAUGGCUUCAUUCAAAAUACAGUCAAGUUCAAAUAUCCACGAAGUCAUCAGUUCAAAGAAAUUUUGUCCUACAAGGAGCACAUGAUCCUUUGCAGAUUCGCAGAUCAGACAGCUGUUCAGCUUCCACCUGAACGUAGGCUAACUGGAAAGCAGUGCAUGGGACUUGUGGAUCUGGAUCGGGCAUGGGCUGCAGAAGAGCAUAACUACUCUGUUCAAGUUAUAUCUAUGGAGCCAGAGAGUUGUUCUCCAAAGAACAAUAUGUUUGUGGGCGUCCCUGCUUAGGGUUUGAAACUUGCAUUUGAUUUGAAGUUGAACAUAAAUCUUCAGUGCAUAAUGACAUCCAGCAGAUAGAGGCAGUGCUGGGAACCAGACAUCCCCCAUCUUGAACGCAUUGCCUUCACAAAAGGAAGCAGCCCAAAAGUCUUAAAAAGCAAACUGCAUGCAGAGCGUCACAAAUCAACGUGUAAUGUGUCAUUAAGCAACUUCUGGUUCUCGUACUGAGARGUUUCUGGAUCUAAUGACUGUGCAUGGAAUUAUAUCCAUCUGUAAAAGUUUAGAAGAAGUUGGUUUUGUUGAAGGAAAGGUGAUUCUCUCUUCAGUAAAGCUGUGUCUUGGCUGCUUGGAAAUUGCAUUCGUGGUCAAAACAGCAUCUGUGUUUGUAAGCAGAGCCGUUAUCAGCCAGCAGUGCUGAUCACCAGAGGAGCAGAGAAGAUCAAAUUUGUUGUGUUAYUGAAAAGGCUGUGCAACAGGGGGUGGCUUGACUUUGCUAAAUAAUUCCACUACUGUAGGAAGACUAUUUUAAUAAAAAUUCAGAAUACUUUGGGCCUCAUUCUGCUUAUUAAAAAUGAAUUCUAACUUGCCAAUUGCUUUUAUGAAAAGACUUUAAAAGUACCUUUAAAUGUUGGUCAAGGAUUCUGUAACCAGGCAUUUGAUGUUGGAUUUAAAGAAACCAAACUCCUCAUUACCUAUUGACCAGAAAGUGGGAGUUAGACAUGAUGUUAGUGAAUUAAUGCUUCACUGUCAUGUUGGUAAUAUAAGUGUGUUGAUUCCCAUUCGUAAGAAACUUGCUGUCAGAAGAAAUAUUUAAGGACAGUUCAUGUAUCUACAUAGAUCAUCUUCAUUGACUUUAUAUUCAGUUUAAAAUUUGACCAAAGUUGCAGUGUGGAACCAUUUGAAAAGAUCAGUCAUAGUCAUGCUACUCUAAAAUGAAAAUGAACGUUCUCCUGUGCUCAGUUUUCCCCCAUAAUUUUAAAUCACCUGUUGAUGUGAACACAAUGGAAGAUAGCUCCUAAUAGAUCUUUACUGCAUGUUUAGGCAUUUUAUACAUCUAUGAAUCCUGCCAUGUUUUAAUUUAAUAGUCUGAAGUGUGAAAACUGUAAACAUAGCUUCAUGAUGUGGCAAAAUAAAUUCUAAACAAUAGGUAUUGGCGCAAAGAAAAAGCAUCCAGAAAUAUUUGGUUCYUCAUGGAACUUAGAUAUCUAUUAAGAUCUAAAUACUUGUUGGUGUU